GCGCUGCUAUGCUGGCUCCGUGUCUCUCUCCUGCUGCACUCUGUCGGUCCGCCUGAAGGGUUACAGGAAGUUGGAGCCGCUGCCAUGUUUAGCUGCUUUGUUGUAGAUUUCUCGUAGGUUAGGUUUCCUGCAGAUUUUUUUAAGUGUUGCAAUGGAGCCGAGCUGGAGUUCAUUUUUAUUCCAGCAGGCAAAUGAAGCGCUCCACCACCAGCAUCAGGUGGGUCAAAACAGCCUGCUGCCCCUCCUCAACUCCGGAGCUGAACCACAAGACCAGAAGCCUGUGCUGCCCAUCCCGCUGGACCAGAAGCCCCCAAUCAUCAACACUGAGCUCCUCAAGGACAAUGUGGCUAGCGGCGUGGGUGGAGGAGGAGGUGGUGGGGGCGGAGGGGGUCCGGUGGUGAUCAAGAAAGAGCCCAAGUCCAAGACGCCGUUUAUUUGCGGGUACUGUAACAAAGCCUUCCGGGACAGCUAUCACCUGCGGCGACACGAGUCAUGCCACACGGGCAUCAAGAUGGUAUCACGGCCCAGGAAGACGCCCACAGCGCCCACCAUGGUGCCUCUCAUCUCCACAGUGCCGCGGGACAAUAAUGGCAACCCUUCGUAUGUGUCUACGGUAGCAGGCAUCCUGACCACAGCCACCACCUCAGCCUCCACAGCAGUUGGGGUGAUGUCUGUCCUGCCCCAGCAGCAGCAGCCCAGUGUGCCUAAAAAACCUCCCAAGCCGGUGAAGAAGAACCACGGCUGCGAGAUGUGUGGCAAAGCCUUCCGAGACGUCUACCAUCUAAACCGGCACAAGCUCUCGCAUUCGGACGAAAAGCCUUUCGAGUGCCCCAUCUGCCACCAGCGUUUUAAGAGGAAGGACCGCAUGACCUACCAUGUACGGUCACAUGACGGGGGUGUGCAUAAACCUUAUAUCUGCUCUGUUUGUGGAAAGGGCUUCUCCAGGCCAGAUCAUCUCAGCUGUCACGUUAAGCACGUUCACUCCACAGAACGACCUUUUAAAUGCCAAGUAACGGCCUGCACGUCUGCUUUUGCUACCAAAGACCGUCUGCGCUCGCACAUGAUCCGCCACGAGGGCAAGGUUACCUGCAACAUCUGCGGGAAAAUGCUGAGCGCCGCCUAUAUCACCAGCCACCUGAAGACUCACGGCCAGGCUGGCUUCACUUCCCCCUGUAACAAAGACACUAACAAUGUGUGCAACUCUGCCUCAGCCACGCCAGUCACUGCCUCGGCCGUCGCCAGCACUACAUCCAUGAACCGUGGUACAGUGAGCAACCCAGUCACCAUUGCCUCCAACACAGUCAACAUCACCAGCCUGCAGCACCCGGUCACCAUCACUGCUCCAGUGAACAUCGCCUCAGUCAAUAUACAAGCCACUGCGCCCAUGAACAUCGCCCAUCCGGUGGCUAUCACCACACCCAUGUCCAUGAACAUCACUGGCCCUCUGAACAUCGCCAUGAGACCUAUGGAGAGCAUGCCGUUCCUCUCCCAGGUCCUGCCUUCUUCCCCACCAUGGUAGAACCACAGGUUCCCCUCAUACACAUCCAACCCUCAUGUUUUAUUUUAAAACAUUUUUCCUGUUCUGGUCUUCCUUCAGUAGCAUGGUUCCUGUCUGAAGAAAGGGCAUGAAAGAGAUGUGGGGUAGAAGCUACAAGCUAGUGCGGACAGACCGCAGCAGCAAAAACAAGAGCAGAUGAGGAGAAGUGAAGGUCUAGUAGAUGUUAGGAGGGUAAGCAGAUCCAGACUGUCUAGACUCUAGAGUUUAGUAAAGGUGCUUAAUAAAGGACAUAAGUAGUAAAUGCAUGGAGUGGAGGCCUGACAUACUUUGCUAGUGCCAGAAAAUCUCUGCCAGUAGCCGUUUGAGGAGGAGCAAUUGCUCCAUCAAAUAGCGUGUGUGACUGGUAUUAACGGUUUUAUGAACUGUGAGGAUUUUAUGAACUGUUUGUUAUUUUAGCUUGCUCAUCAGUAUUCUUUAGUUUUAUGCAUUGAGUUGUGUACUACAAAAGGGACAGAGGCUUCCAUUUGUGGAAGAUGGUUAUUUUAUAUUUUUAACACAGUACUAUGUAUGUAAGGAAAGUUGUUCUGAGGCGAAGUGGUUUUACAGAUUUGGAAGCCACUUAAAACUGUAGCUGUUAUUCUAGUUUCUAAGUAAUGUUUUCAAUAUCUGGGAUAUCCUUCCGCUUAGUGGGUGUUGGACAUUACAGUAGUUAUUUGACUCAAGUCUUGCACUGAGAACAUAUCUGAUAGAUGAUAUUCUGAUGGCAGUAUUAAGAGAUAAUGUGUUUUUUUUCUUUGUUUGUAUUUGUUUUUAAUGGGGUAAGCUCCCUAUGCAGAAAUCACCAGCAUGCUGAAAUCGAUCCCCAAGACAUUUUUCAGAGUGUCAAUUAAGUUUAUAGGAAUUAUUUUCUAAUCUUUUUCCAUCUGUAAGGAUGAGGGCUGUGUUCCUGUGGACCUUUGUUCAGGGUCUUGCUGAGAAAAAACCCAAUCACGUGACACUCAACAAACUUUUAUCUUUUUUUUUUUUUUUUUUUCCAUUUUGUUGCUUAUUUAAUACACUAAACCGGUGUCUCCUUAUUUUCUAAAACUUUAAGGUUACAGGUUAUGUCCCAAUCAUUUCUGAUUAAAAAAAAAAACUGUCCAUUAUGAAUGUGCUUCAGUUUGUUAAGUGUAGUUUUUUUUGUUCCUUGAUUAUUGUGAAACCAAAACUGCCAUCUGUAGUUCAGAGUUUGUUGGCUUGGUCUUCAUCCAUGACACUCAUCUCUGUUCCGCACGACCGUAGGAUGUUAGUAAUGAACCAAGGCAAAGUAUUUCAUCCAUUAUGGAUGGCAAAAGCAAUACCUAGGCUGAACUGCUAGCCCAUUCCAUUCCUUUUUGACUCUGAUUUAGUUUGUAAAUAUUGCCCUCCUCAUGAGUGUGAGCUCUGUGAUUUAGGGGUAAGUCUGAUCAGAGGUAAAGAUCAGCUGAAUGUGCGCAUACUUUAGUCAUGGCCUCAGUAGUGCGGUCAUGGCUCAAAUAUUAUUUUAUUUUAUUAUCUAAGACUGGUUUAUCCUAAUAUUCUAAUCCAACUGACCAGAAGGUUAGCAGCUUUCCUAGCAGAAAUGACUAUCUGUUAUCAAAACUGGAAUUGCUCCAUUUAGAUGUACUGGUCAGUUGCAAUGUGAACGAGUGGCUAAAAAAAAAAGAUCCUUAAAACCUCCUGUAUGAUUGGAAUUCCCUUGCUACUAAGUACAACUUGUAGCCGCAUUUCAUUUGCGUACAUUGCAUUAACUUCCCAAUGAGAAUUUUUUUUGUCUGUCUGUCAAAGUGUUGCCUUGUUUAACAGGGGUAUAUUGUUUUUGGAUUAACUUUGAAAACUGGAAUUUGAGGAAUGGGACUGAUGUGACUGGUUAAAAUCAUUACAGAACAUUGGGUUUGGAGUAUGCUUGUGCUAUAUGUUUGUCCCUCCACAGUGGCAUUACUUCUGUGCCUGAUCUAAAAAUGUCUGAAAACGCCACUGUGGAAUACUUAGAGUUUACCAAAUGUGUGUGAAGAUUUAAAACUGUUUUGAUUUGCCGAAAGUCAUGUAUAAGGAAUUAUGAGUUUGUCAUGAGGUUUUUCCGCAAGUAUUGUUUUAAUUUUUAUUUUUUUUAUGCCUUAUGCACCUACAGUAUCUUUAAAAGAAACUUCUUUGAUUUAAAAGUGAGGGAAAACCUUAUUUUCCAGUUUGAAUUGGAGAAUGAAACUGUAGUGCAGUCCUUUUAAAAUUUCUUUUGAUGAAUUGGCAAAACCAUGUGAAUGCCAGUGAAUGUAUAUCUUUGUAAAAAAAAAUAAAAAUAAAACAACAAAAAAAAACAUUUAGCUCAGAGGGUGUGGUAGUUAUGUUAGAUGUGCAAGGAAAACAAAAACAAGUAAAAUAACCUUUUAUAAAACAUUUUGUAUUAGAACAUUAACAUUGAUAAUUUUGUAUAUAUGAAGACUAGGCUUUUUUGGUUAGCAGAAAUGUUAAACAUUCCUACAUUUUUUUAAAUGUAUGUAUGUCCAGAACAAUUAUGUAAACAAAAUGCGCAAUGUUUUAUGUGCCUUUUAUUUGGGUUGUCUAAAUAAAAGAAAAUUGUAAAACAUGGA
Molecule: messenger RNA, 4104 nt
Organism: Astyanax mexicanus (Mexican tetra)
Lineage: Eukaryota; Metazoa; Chordata; Actinopteri; Characiformes; Acestrorhamphidae
Gene: vezf1b
Product: vascular endothelial zinc finger 1b
Exons: 5
Coding region: 152-1519 (455 amino acids)
Biological process (GO): regulation of transcription by RNA polymerase II
Molecular function (GO): RNA polymerase II cis-regulatory region sequence-specific DNA binding; DNA-binding transcription factor activity
Source: RefSeq, a predicted model, not a curated record